Messenger RNA from Medioppia subpectinata, 1185 nucleotides. NCBI's taxonomy places the organism in Eukaryota, Metazoa, Arthropoda, Arachnida, Sarcoptiformes, Oppiidae. The record is from the annotation of a GenBank genome assembly.
AUGGAGGAAGCGAUGAUUCAACAAAUGGUCAAUAAAGUGAUGAAAACAAUUGUACGAACGGUUGCCGUGUGUUUAGCCGAAGACUCAACGGUGCAUUGCGAUUCAAUACGUCCGGAGUCUGUGCUGUGGCUGUCGUUGGGCUGUCAUGUCGUCAUCCAUGGCGUCAUUCACUGCCAGCCAAUGAUUGUCUGUGUUUUGGGAACAGAUGUCUAUUUGGAGAGCAAAUCAGUUUUGGCUCAUUAUUUGAAUGAAUGGACAGAUGUUUGGAUUGAACUGAUAUUUGACGACAAAGUGGUGAACGGUUUUCGAGUCGACGCUCACAUCCCAUGUCUGAAUAGCGAUGGUAUCGAUCCAACCCUUCCCGGUAUGAUUCAACAAAUGGUCAAUAAAGUGAUGAAAACAAUUGUACGAACGGUUGCCGUCUGUUUAGCCGAAGACUCAACGGUGCAUUGCGAUUCAAUCCGUGCGGAGUCUGUGCUGUGGCUGUCGUUGGGCUGUCAUGUCGUCAUCCAUGGCGUCAUUCACUGCCAGCCAAUGAUUGUCUGUGUUUUGGGAACAGAUGUCGUUUGUAGAGCCAAUCAGAUGAGAGUAUUUGGAGAGCAAAUCAAUGUUUGGAUUGAACUGAUAUUUGACGACAAAGUGGUGAACGGUUUUCGAGUCGACGCUCACAUCCCAUGUCUGAAGAUGUCUUUGAAAUCACAUCAAAUGGUUGUAAAUGACAACAAAGAGUACUACAGAAGACUUGAUAUUUUUCAGGAUUCCUUGAAUCACAUAAAGUGGUUAAACAGCCAAAGAGAAAGUGCCAGAAGUGCUUUCUAUGGAAUCACACAAUUCUCUGAUCUCAGUCCUCAAGAAUUUCAACAAAUAAUCCAAAAACAAAUUAAAUCAAAUUCAUUGCAAAAAAGUCACUCAACGACCAAAAGAUCAUUUUUCACUUCCGAUGACUUGAAAGAUCAUCUCAAAGAUGUGCCGCAGAAAUGGGAUUAUAGGGAGAAGAAUGCGGUCACAAAAGUCAGAAAUCAAGGAGAAUGUGGCGCGUGUUGGGCCCACUCUAUCGUCGAGACCAUCGAAACAAUGGUUGCUCUUAAGACUAAAACUUUACGGGAAUAUAGUGUCCAACAAUUCAUAGACUGUGCCACAGAAGACAACAGGGGAUGUGAUGGCGGGGAUACCUGUGCCGCACUC